This is a messenger RNA of Oryza sativa Japonica Group (Japanese rice), 1945 nucleotides long. RefSeq names its product GDSL esterase/lipase At1g09390. The record is from RefSeq and is a predicted model, not a curated record. Gene Ontology annotation, molecular function: hydrolase activity, acting on ester bonds. NCBI's taxonomy places the organism in Eukaryota, Viridiplantae, Streptophyta, Magnoliopsida, Poales, Poaceae.
UUUGACUCCUCGCGCCUCACCUCGCCUCGCCUCCAUUACAUUUCCACCACGCGGCCGCCGCGCGCGUACGCCCUCACAUCACCUUUCCACCUUCUUCUCCUCCUCCUCCUCCUCCUCUCUCUCUCUCUCUCUCUCUCUACCUCUUUCUUGUCUCCAACUAGAAGUAGCUAUAGCUACCUAGCUCCACGACAAGUGAGCUCCCGGAGAGCAGGAGGAGGCUUUUGGUAGCCUCCCUCGCCGCCGCUUCGCCGCAUUUCGGUUGACGUUGUGGCGACAAUAUGACGAGUGGGUUGGUGACCGCCGGCGGUGGCGGCGGCGGCAAGGUGAUGAGCCUGCGGCUGCAGUACUACGUGGUGCUGGGCGGGGUGACGGCGGUGGUGCUCCUCGCCUGCCUCAGGUACACGCCUACUGCCGCCGCCGUGGCCGCCGUCGGCUACGGCUUCUGGGGCAACGGCGACGGCGCUAGCCUUGCCGCAGCUGGGGCGGCGGCGACCACCGUCGGUGGCACUGGUACUAGCGCUGCUGCGACGACGGGUGGUGGCGGCGCCGGCGGGGGGCGGUCUCCCUCUCGCGUGGUGAUCUUCAACUUCGGCGACUCCAACUCGGACACCGGCGGGAUGGCGGCGGCGAUGGGGUUGAACAUCGCGCUGCCGGAGGGGCGCACCUACUUCCGCCGCCCCACCGGCCGCAUCUCCGACGGCCGCCUCGUCAUCGACUUCAUCUGUGAAAGCCUGAACACGCCUCAUCUGAGCCCGUACCUGAAGUCACUGGGCUCCGACUUCAGCAACGGCGUCAACUUCGCCAUCGGCGGCUCCACGGCGACGCCCGGAGGAUCCACCUUCUCGCUCGACGUCCAGCUCCAUCAGUUCCUCUACUUCAGAACCAGAUCCAUCGAACUCAUCAACCAAGGCGUGCGAACACCGAUCGAUCGCGACGGAUUCCGAAACGCCAUCUACACCAUCGACAUCGGGCAGAACGAUCUCGCUGCCUACAUGAAUCUCCCCUACGACCAAGUUCUUGCCAAGAUCCCCACCAUUGUUGCUCACAUCAAGUACACCAUCGAGGCGUUGUACGGGCACGGUGGGCGGAAGUUCUGGGUGCACGGGACGGGGGCGCUGGGGUGCCUGCCGCAGAAGCUGUCGAUCCCACGCGACGACGACUCCGACCUCGACGGCAACGGGUGCCUCAAGACGUACAACGCGGCGGCGAGGGAGUUCAACGCGCAGCUGGGCGCGGCGUGCCGGCGGCUCCGGCAGCGGAUGGCGGACGCCGCCGUGGUGUUCACCGACGUGUACGCCGCCAAGUACGACCUGGUGGCGAACCACACGCUGCACGGCAUCGAGAGGCCGCUCAUGGCGUGCUGCGGCAACGGCGGCCCGCCCUACAACUACAACCACUUCAAGAUGUGCAUGUCCGCGGAGAUGGAGCUGUGCGACAUGGGCGCCAGGUUCGCGAGCUGGGACGGGGUGCACUACACCGAGGCCGCCAACGCCAUCGUCGCCGCCAGGGUGCUCACCGGCGAGUACUCCACGCCGCCGGUCAGGUUCGCCAGCCUCGUCAACUCCACCGCCGUACCCAACGACGGCUAAGCCUUAUCGAUCUCUUGCUGCUACAAUGUCUCUCCUUUGAUUUGGUGGAUCAACCAGACAAGAGAGACAACCAAUGCAAGCUGCAGAAAGAAUUAUUAGUGGAUCGAUCGAGCAGCUGGCUUUGGCUAAGCUUUGGUGGUGAGCUCACAUUUGUGUGGAGCUCACGAUCAGAGGAUGGGGAAGGUAGUGUGACUGAUAGGAUGGACCACCAAACUGAGAGUGUGUUGUUGUGGGGGUGGGCCUCUUUAGCUUUACAUAUAUCAUCAAACAUGUAACAUGUGUGUGUGUGGAAGUGUAAUUCUUUUAAUAAUUGAUCAGGAAAAUGAUGGGGGUGCACAGCAUUUUGAUUGCAUGUU